CGUUGUCAGGUGGCGCUGCUAUGGAAAGAUGCGAUCAGAAAGCUGACGAAUGGAAGCUGUUCCCGAGUGGUCAUUUCGGUAAUAGUGGCUAAAACAAACAUUGCGCGAUAUCAACCCUCCAUAUACGGUCUCCUUUGGUUGGGGGCAACAAACUGCGUAUGCACCGAACAAAUACUUUUAAAGAAAUGUCCAUGCUGUAGCAUUACAACGCAGACUUUCCUCGGCGUUUUCAGCUCGAGAGCUCCAGCAUGUCUAAGCGGCGCUCAUUGGAGAGGGGGGCCGGAGAGACCUCAAGCAGGGCCAGCAAGCUCCUCUGUCCUGGAAUAGCUGGAAGCAACGCCAAGAGGGCAGGUCCCUUUGUCCUUGGGCCUCGUUUGGGGAACUCGCCCGUGCCAAGCAUAGUGCAGUGUCUGGCCAGGAAGGAUGGGACGGAUGACUUCUACCAGCUAAAGAUCCUGACGCUGGAGGAGCGGGGAGACGCGACCGGGGAGACCCAGGAGGAGAGGCAGGGGAAGAUGCUGCUGCACACCGAGUACUCCCUCCUCUCGCUGCUCCAUAACCAGGAUGGAGUGGUGCACCACCAUGGCCUGUUCCAGGACCGGGCGUACGAGAUUGUGGAGGACCCGGAGGCCAACAAUGGCAAGGUGCGCCGACUGAAGAAGCGGAUCUGCCUGGUGCUGGACUGCCUCUGUGCGCACGACUUCAGCGACAAGACUGCGGACCUCAUCAACCUGCAGCACUACGUCAUCAAGGAGAAGCGGCUGAGCGAGCGCGAGGCCAUCGUCAUCUUCUACGACGUGGUGCGCGUGGUGGAGGCCCUGCACAAGAAAAACAUUGUGCACCGAGACCUGAAGCUUGGAAACAUGGUGCUGAACAAACGAACUCAUCGGAUUACCAUCACCAACUUCUGCCUGGGCAAGCACCUGGUGAGUGAGGACGACCUGCUGAAGGACCAGCGAGGAAGUCCAGCCUACAUCAGUCCUGACGUACUGAGUGGCCGGCCAUACCACGGAAAGCCCAGUGACAUGUGGGCCCUUGGCGUGGUGCUGUUCACCAUGCUCUACGGCCAGUUCCCCUUCUACGACAGCAUACCUCAGGAGCUAUUCCGCAAGAUCAAGGCUGCAGAGUACUCCAUCCCAGAGGACGGGCGUGUGUCGGAGAACACUGUGGGUCUUAUACGGAAGCUGCUGGUGCUAGACCCCCAGCAGAGGCUGACUGCUGCCGAGGUCCUGGAGUCUCUCAGCGGCAUUAUUGCCUCAUGGCAGUCGGUAUCCUCUUUGACCGGUCCUCUUCAGGUUGUACCGGACAUCGAUGACCAGGUCAGCCACCCAGAGCAUCUCCAGGAGGUGAAAAUGACGGAGGAGUCGUCACAGUACGAGUUUGAGAACUACAUGCGCCAGCAGCUGCUGCUGGCCGAGGAGAAGAACACUAUUCAUGAGGCCAAGGCCAGUUUCCUUGCCAAGCGCCAGUUCAGCGCCAUCCCGCCCGUGCGGCGCCUGGGCCACGAUGCCACACCCGUCAGCCCUCUGGACGCAGCCAUCCUGGCCCAGCGCUUCCUCCGGAAGUAGCCCCUUCACCCAUCACCUUGCCCUCUGGGGGACAAGUGGGGUGGGGGACAAGGGUUGGGUCGGGAAGGUACCCUGAAACUAGUAUCUAUGGGAGCUUAGCCCGACCCUCCCUUGGGUAGAGGGAUCCCUAGCUGUGGAGAGUUGGGUAGGUGGAGUGGGAACAGGGGGGGGGGGGACUGAUCACUCACCUGACAACCUCUCAUAGUUUUCACACUUCAAGUCUGGGUGUCGAUGGUGUGCACAGGAAUGACAUGGCUGGAGAAUCUGAAGAUCUCAACCAAAGGCUCCCACUGAACCAACCCCUCAGCCAGCCAGCCAGCUAUGGGCACAUAUGGACUCAGCCAGCCAGCUAUGGGCACAUGUGGACUCAGCCAGCCAGCUAUGGGCACAUGUGGACUCAGCCAGCCAGCUAUGGGCACAUGUGGACUCAGCCAGCCAGCUAUGGGCACAUGUGGACUCAGCCAGCCAGCUAUGGGCACAUGUGGACUCAGCCAGCCAGCUAUGGGCACAUGUGGACUCAGCCAGCCAGCUAUGGGCACAUGUGGACUCAGCCAGCCAGCUAUGGGCACAUGUGGACUCAGCCAGCCAGCUAUGGGCACAUGUGGACUCAGCCAGCCAGCUAUGGGCACAUGUGGACUCAGCCAGCCAGCUAUGGGCACAUGUGGACUCAGCCAGCCAGCUAUGGGCACAUGUGGACUCGUACAGGCCAGGGGGAUACCAGACACGCGUGUGUGUUUGGACAUGGAAAAUCCCCCCCCCAUACGUUUCUCUCUGCUGAGACCUGGCCAUCGCCCUCCUACCUACCCCCAUUUAUUCUUGAAAACCCUGAGCAAUACAGGGCCAGAAGAACCAUGUAGCAACCUUCCUCUAAUCUCCCUCUCCUCAACUCUCCAAACUAAGAUCACUUGAUCAUGGAUGUAAUUCACUCUCUUUAGUUUCCUCAUAACCAAAAUGAUCUGGACUAGUCCCGUCUCUAAGCUGAAGACUUCAAAUCUACCUCUCUCAAUCUUUACUUUGAUUUUUUUUGUGCAUUUUAAACCAUGUCCACCAUUCUCAGAAAACAAGGAAUUGUCGGGGUAGUGUUGUCACCGUAGACAGAAAGCAUUACUAUGUUUUGGUGCAUAAUGGUUUGGAAUGUGGAAUAUGAAUAAGCUUUUCCCUUAUGACUAAUAAGUAGCAUUUUAUCCUUCUAUCUAUUCUACAUUGAAAAUGCUAACUAUCAAAGGGUGGCCAAAUCGACUACUUCUGUCUUUAAGUCUAGCAGAUUAUAUUGUUUUCUUGCUUUCGCUCUCAUCCCCAUUUUUUUGCAUUUAGGUGUCAAGUACCUGGAAGAGCUGGAUGGGGCGACGUUUAUUAGAUGUUUUAAUGUUGAUCCUCUCCUGUUAUUGCUCUUCUAAUUGGCAUCUUUGGUUAAUAAUCACGACGUGGACACUAUAAUUUUUGGGGGGUGGUGAAAUCAUGGCGCGUCUUAACUGAUUGUUAGCCAAGGAAAUGAUACCUCCCCCUCGUUCACCACUGAACAACUUCCAGGUAUUCAACUUCCCGUUUUAUCCUGUGACAUCAUCAUUGUGAGACAGGUAUUGGGCAUGAACUUGAGUGAAUGGUAAUGCCAGUGAUUGUCAUUGUGUACAUAAGUGUGAUUUGGGCCAGGGGUGUAUUAGACUAAGCCAGAGCCUUUUCAGUGGUAGGUGCCGACUAGAGCCACGUUAUUGAAGCCCAGUGAGUCAGUGCAGAUCCUUAAACUAACCAUCCUUCCCAAUCUGUUUAUCUUGCCUGCCUCAGUUGCUCGCACACACUGAGAACAUACAGGUUUUUCUAAGACUGGCUGGACUGCAUGUGUCCGCUAUGAAAGAUGGGCAUCCCUCAUUUUGCCCCGGUCUUAGUCGUGAAUGCUCUAGUGCGUAGCCAAGUUUAAAAUCAAACAAAACCGUGAUGAUCAUAGUAGCUCUCCCUUUUAGCUGUUGUAAGUUAUAUUGUAGUAGCUGAGCAUGAAAGACUUACUAUGGUGUUGAUCUUGGUAAUUGAAUAGUGUAAUAUUUCAUAGAGAAACUCAACAGUGAGGUUGUCUGUCGCGUUAUGCACGUUCUCAAGCCUCCCUCUGCUGGCGGUGCAGUAGUGGUGCCAAACGUCGUGAUCAAUCCAAUCAUUCUGCACAGACGCUAACGGCUGUUUCGUCUAAAGUACACUAGUGUCCUUGAAAUACGAUGACAUCGCUAAAGUAGGAAGAUAUUUAGUAUGAAAAAUGUUUGCCAUUAUGUCGGCAAAUUUACUUUAGACAGAUGGCAAUGUUGUCAUUUGUUAGCAAAGUUUGUCAAAAAUAGCUGCCAAUGUUGCUAAGCUACUAACUCGUGAACAAUAUUAGUCAUCUGUUCACAUAAGCUUGCCCAUCUUUAUGGGAAUUCGCAUUGCUUAGACCUUCACCCUAUUUGUAUCCAAAUUGAUCAGGAGUAGAAACUCGAGAGUCAGUUUUGUCCUAUUUCAUUGUAUAUUGUCUUUUUCCUUUAUUUCAUGUAUGUUAAUUUUGUUAUUUAUUCACUGUCCAUUUUCAGGCAUCAAAUCUAUUUUCCAUUUUUAUCUUUAAGCAAGAAGUGUUCUGGUUUCAUUUGUUUCUCCAAACAUUCAAACUUGAGCCGACAUUGCAGUUUUUUCUCUAUCAGCCAUGUUCAUUAAAGAUCUCUUUUUAUAUUUUCUUUUACCAUUGCCACACACUCGUGGUCGAUUUAAGCUACACUAAUAAUGAGACUGACUCUGCAUAGUUCUAUUUUUUACACAAAUAAUCGUGCAUUAUGAUGAUUUAUGGUAGUGAUCUGGUUAUUACCCAGAUCCCAGUUCUGUUUGUGCAGACUUGCCAACUCCUGUUUCCUUGACAAUGACCAGCACAAACCGAUCUGGGACCAGGCCAACUGUUUAUCGCCCCAUACCAGACUUUUGGUCAGUAUGUAAGUAUAAUACCAUCAUUACAGCGACAUCACCAGUAGAGCUUCCAUCUAGUGGAACGAUGCCAGCUCUGAUCAGGGGUACAUUCAGUAAGGUGAUAUGUUGCAGAUAGGAAUGUGUUGAAUAGAACUGACAUGAUUCCAAAUUCAACAUGACAGGAAAUCAUAUCUUCAUCUGAACGUUUUGUAACAUUGCACACUCUUGAACAGCCCCGCUUUAACACAAAUUCUAUAUAGACAUGCAUUAGAGGCAAUGCUAGCCACCACCUUUUGAGAAAAAUAAAUAAAUACAUGUAAAUUAGAUUUUGAGAUGUUAGCUUUUUUCCCACCUCAAUGUGAAUUUCUGGGUAUAAAAGCAGUAUUGUAGUUGAUAGUGUGUCAGUAGUUCAUGAGAAAAUAGUAUUUUGUGAACUCCACGGCCCUUGCUGAAGUUGAAGGCAAAUUUGUGAUCCAGUCUUACUUGAGGGUGACCAUAACCCACUAUUGGAUAUAAAUAUGCAGGUUUAUUAGGUAAGACCCUUGAUAGUAAUGUAUUAUCUGAAGCAUUAUCAAGAUAGUGUUCACAUUUGGCUGUUGGGCUUGUCCCAUUUGUCUAUGAAAGUUGUCCCCUUCAUAGAUGUUCUGUGGACUGAAAGCACCAUACGAAGCAUGAUCUUGAGCUCUUUGUAAAAAUGUGAUUUUGCAUGAUUUUUAUUUUUUACUUGCAAGGUGGUCCCACAAUUAUUAUUGCCUGAAAUCAACCAACCAGGAAGAUUUGGGAAUUUGAGUCUUAUAGAAAAACCUAAUGUUUUUCAUAAUGCAUCCGAUUUUUCAGUUAAUGAACAUUCAACUUAAGUUUUCAUUUUUACUAUAAUUCAAAAAUAUGGAAAAUAUCUGUCAGUUUAACGAUUUAUUUGAUUUGCUGAAUAUUACAACUGGAAAAUAGAUGGUGUAUGAUGUGGUGGUAAAAAAUGGUUGGAAACCAGCAGGAUUUGUUGUAAGCUGCUUUGUUGGAUAUAUGAGCAUCUAAUACAAAAACCUGGCUAAUUGUACAGAGAUGGGGGAAAAAAAGUUUGUAUAAAAGACAUAUUUUUGUACUUCAUCAAAUCUCUACAUGCAUGUUGGCAAUAAACUUUGAUAUGGAAAAGUAA
This is a messenger RNA of Oncorhynchus keta (chum salmon), 5634 nucleotides long. Its product is annotated as serine/threonine-protein kinase 40-like. The transcript has 11 exons. The record is from RefSeq and is a predicted model, not a curated record. Gene Ontology annotation, biological process: protein phosphorylation. Bases 249 to 1568 code for a protein of 439 amino acids. NCBI's taxonomy places the organism in Eukaryota, Metazoa, Chordata, Actinopteri, Salmoniformes, Salmonidae. Gene Ontology annotation, molecular function: protein kinase activity; ATP binding.